Molecule: messenger RNA, 1155 nt
Organism: Zasmidium cellare ATCC 36951
Lineage: Eukaryota; Fungi; Ascomycota; Dothideomycetes; Mycosphaerellales; Mycosphaerellaceae
Exons: 2
Coding region: 1-1155 (384 amino acids)
Source: RefSeq, a predicted model, not a curated record
AUGAAAGAGUAUGAUGAGAUCACAUCCCAGAGCACAAAAGAUGGGAGUUACUUCAACAUCAACUUCUUCGGCAACGAUAAUAGCCGUGCUUUCAACCCCAGCCUUCUGCCACAUCCGCAACUGUUUGAUACCUGGAUUGCGGUAGCGCAGGCUCGGUAUGAAGACAGGUCGUAUCCAUCGGGCUGGUCGUCGGAGCUGGUAUGCAACGCGGUGUUCAACAAGGGCGGAAACUUGUCAUGCACGGAGCCACCCACGGUGUUGGUGGUGCCAGCGACCCAGAGCACACACUGCAAGGACAAGCUCCUGACUCUACACAUGAACAUUGGGCCUCACGAUGCGCGUGCCUUCUUUGGCCCCGAAUACCCGUACCUCAUCUACGGCACUCAAUCCGAACACACCUGUUUCGGACAAUGGACACAAGACUUCCGCCUGCUCAUGGACUGGGGCAUCUUCCGCGGCUACGACGCCUUCCAGGUCCCCACGGAGAUCCAACGCCCACCACCCCUCGGCGCCAUGGAGAAGAACUACUAUUUCUUCUGGGACUUCGACAAAGUCCUCUACGCCCACUACGACUCCUCCCCGCACCGGGCCUUCGCCAAAGUCGAACUCGACGGCUCCGCAGGCCCCGACCUCGCCCCGCAAGUCUACGCCAAAGACGAAGCCUGCUUCAACAAACACCUCCGCCUGAACCCGCUCCCGGACCCCAAAGUCACCAAAUCCUCCAUCCACCAAGCCACCAACUCCCUCUCCCUCACCCUCUGCAACUCCACCGACACCUCCUGCAUCCCCAACGCCGACAACACCUACAUCAUCGCCAUCUACCAGCACAAGAUCGGCAACGGCCUCAUGCACGCCCGCUACGAACCCCACGUCAUGGUCAUGAAGCGCCGCGCCCCCUUCGAAAUCCACGCCAUCACCGCCAAACCCCUCUGGAUCCGCGGCCGCAAGAACAAGGACGAGAUGAUCUACAUCACGAGCAUGAACUACAAGCAGAGGGGACAGACGUAUACGGGGUAUCUGGACGAUAUCAUCCAUGUGAAUUUCGGCGUCGAGGAUCGUCGCACGUCGAGUAUCGAUGUCAAAGCGGGCGAUCUUGUGAGGAAUUUGAUGUUUCUUGACGAAAGCGAGCAAUUUUUGCGCAACGCAUGUAUGUAG